Molecule: messenger RNA, 4024 nt
Organism: Notolabrus celidotus (New Zealand spotty)
Lineage: Eukaryota; Metazoa; Chordata; Actinopteri; Labriformes; Labridae
Product: protein NLRC3-like
Exons: 10
Coding region: 75-3152 (1025 amino acids)
Molecular function (GO): protein binding
Source: RefSeq, a predicted model, not a curated record
CUAAGACUGACUCUCAGUAGAGUUUCCUUGACCCAGCUGUGUCUCUGAAGAGUGACUGGUCCAAAGAUCAUCCUAUGAACUUCAGCACUGAACCUGGACCUUCAGACCCACAAUUGACUUCAGACCAGAACAUGAGUGUUCGUUUAGAGGAAGAGGAGGACAGAGCAGAGUCUCCUGGACCCAGCUGUGUGUCUCUGAAGAGUGACGAGUCCGAAGAUCUUCCUCCAGACAUCAGUAAUGAACCCGGACCCUCAGACUCACAGGUGAGGGGGAGGGAGAGGAGUCCUGUCUCUGUGGACGAGCAGCCGUCCUGCUGUGCUGUGUGUCAGGACGUCUUGAAGGAUCCGGUCUCUACCAGCUGUGGACACUGGUUCUGCAGACAGUGCCUCACCUCAUACUGGGACCAGUCUGGGUCACCAGGAGGCUCCUCCUGUCCCCAGUGUGGAAACAGGUCCAGAACAGGACCUGGACCUGAUACAGCCAGUCAGACCAGCCCUGCACAAAAGCCUGGUGGUCUGCAGGAGGUUUUAAAGGAACAUAAGAUCAGUCUGAGGAGGAGAUGUGAACGUGUGACUGAAGGAAGUGAUGAAACAGGAAGUAGAACCCUCCUCAACAGGAUCUACACUGAGCUCUACAUCACAGAGGGACAGAGUGAAGAGAUGAAUACCCAACAUGAGGUGAGCCAGCUGGAGACCGCCUCCAAGAAGAAGAUCCUCCAGGACACUCCCAUCAAGUGCCAGGACAUCUUCAGAGCCUUACCUGGUCAACAGGUACCCAUCAGAGUGGUUCUGACAGUCGGCGUUGCUGGUGUUGGAAAAACCUUCUCAGUGCAGAAGUUCACUCUGGACUGGGCAGAGGGCUUGGAGAACCAAGACCUCAGUCUGGUGGUUCUGCUUUCAUUCAGGGAGCUGAACUUGAUCAGAGAUAAGCGGUACAGUCUCCUCCAGCUGCUCCAUGAUUUCCAUCCAACAUUACAGAAGGUCUCAGCAGAGGCGCUGGCUGUCUGUAAACUGGUGUUCAUCUUUGACGGCCUGGACGAAAGCAGACUGUCUCUGGAUUUCAACAACACUCAGGUUGUGUCUGACGUCACACAGAGCUCAUCCAUAAACCUGCUGUUAACAAACCUCAUCCAGGGGAAUCUGCUCCCCUCAGCUCUGGUCUGGAUCACUUCUCGACCCGCAGCAGCCAAUCAGAUCCCUCCCUCAUGCGUUGACAGGGUAACAGAAGUCCGAGGCUUCACUGACGCCCAGAAGGAGGAGUACUUCAGGAAGAGGUUCAGUGAUGAAGAUCUGUCCAGCAGAAUCAUCUCACACAUCAAGACCUCCAGGAGCCUCCACAUCAUGUGUCAGAUCCCGGUCUUCUGCUGGAUCACUGCUACAGUUCUGGAGCAUAUGAUGAGCACAGAGCAGAGAGGAGAGCUGCCCAAGACCCUGACCGACAUGUACUCACACUUCCUGCUGGUCCAGACCAAGAGGAAGAGGAAGAAGUACGCUGAGGGUCCUGAGACCAGUCCUCAGGAGCUGAUGGAGGCUGACGGGGAAGUUCUCCUGAAGCUGGGCAGGCUGGCGUUUGAACAUCUGGAGGAAGGAAACAUCAUGUUCUACCAAGAAGACCUGGAGCACUGUGGUCUGGAUGUCACAGAGGCCUCGGUGUACUCAGGACUCUGUACACAGAUCUUCAAAAGAGAGUAUGUGAUCUUCCAGAAAACAGUCUACUGCUUUGUUCAUCUGAGCGUUCAGGAGUUUCUGGCUGCAGUCUACAUGUUCCACUGUUUCACAACCAGGAACAAAGCAGCACUGAAGGAACAAGACAGGAGCAAAGCAGCACUGGAGGAACAAGACAGGAACACAGCAGCACUGAAGGAACAAGACAGGAGCAAAGCAGCACUGGAGGAACAAGACAGGAACACAGCAGCACUGAAGGAACAAGACAUGAACACAGCAGCACUGGAGGCUUUACUGGGGAAACAACACAAAGUUUCAACUCUUGAAGACCUCCUGAAGGGAGCUAUGGUGAAAGCUCUGAGAAGUAAAAAUGGUCACCUGGACCUGUUUGUCCGCUUCCUUCAUGGACUCUCUCUAGAGUCAAACCGGAGACUCUUAGGAGGCCUGCUGGGUCACACAGACAACUGCCCAGAGAUGAUCCAAAGAGUCAUCAACAACCUGAAGAAGAUGAACAGUGGUAAGAUCUCUCCUGACAGAAGCAUCAACAUCUUCCACUGUCUGACGGAGAUGAACGACCUCUCAGUCCAUCAGGAGAUCCAAGAGUUCCUGAAGUCAGAGACCAGAUCAGAGAGACUCUCUGUGAUCCAGUGCUCUGCUCUGGCCCACAUGCUGCAGAUGUCAGAGGAGGUUCUGGAUGAGUUAGAUAUGGAGAAGUACAGAACAUCAGAAGAGGGUCGAUGGAGACUGAUUCCAGCUGUGAGAAAAUGCAGGAAGGCUGUACUUACAGAAUGUUGGCUCACAGAGACUCACUGUGAAGUUGUGGCCUCUGCUCUGAAGUCCAACCCCUCCCACCUGAGACACCUGGACAUGACUAACAACUAUGAGCUGAAGGAAUCAGGAGUGAAGCUUCUGUCAGCUGGACUGAAGAGUCCUCACUGCAGACUGGAGACUCUGAGAUUGAUAUCCUGCAGUUUGUCAGAGAUCAGCUGUGAUUAUCUGGCCUCUGCUCUGAAGUCCAACCCCUCACAUUUAAUUGAACUGGAGCUGAGCUACAACAAGCUGCAGGAUUCAGGAGUGGAGCAUCUGUGUGGUUUUCUGGAGAGUCCACUCUGCAGACUGGAGACUCUGAGAUUAAAGGGCUGCAGUUUGUCAGAGAUCAGUUGUGCUUCUCUGGCCUCUGCUUUUAAGUCCAACCCCUCCCAUCUGAGAGAGCUGGACCUGAGAAGAAACAAGCUGCAGGAUUCCGGAGCGGAGCAUCUGUGUGGUUUUCUGGAGAGUCCUCAAUGCAGACUGGACACUCUGAGGUUGAGGUGGUGCUGGUUGUCAGAGAUCAGCUGUGCUUCCCUGGCCUCUGCUCUGAAGUCCAACCCCUCCCAUCUGAGAGAGCUGGAGCUGAGUGACACCAACCUGCAGGAUUCAGAUAUGAAGCUUCUGUCUGAUCUUGUGGAGAGUCCCCUCUACAGACUGGAGUCUCUGAGCUGGAGGUGAUCUCAGUGAGAGAGGAGAUGAUCCAGAGAGGAUGAAGCAGCAGCAGCCUGUGUGAGGAGAGGCUCUGACUGGACCGUGUCACUGGGAGGAAGAGGAAGAGGAGAGCUUCAUCCAGCAGUAACUGACUGAGGAAUCACAGCAGGUGGAGGUGGCUGUCAGUGCUGCAGUCUGCUCUGAGAUCAGCUCCAGUCUCAGAGACAGUGUAAGGUCCAGCAUCAUCAGAGUGUGUGUGGACGGCUCUGUCCUUCUACACACUGAGACUCCUCACCUCCUUCUGCUGCAUACUCAGCCCCCUCCUCCACCUGGAACCUGGAACCUGAUUGUGAUGAAAAUGUUUUGAUAACUGUUUCCAUAUUGAUCAUCACUGAUCUCUUUCCCUGUAUAUAUUCAGAAAAUGUUUCCAGUUUGGAGGGUAACUUCAGAGUUCAUGCAUUAACAUGCUCUCUCUUGUUUAUCACUCGUUUUUAAGGCUGCAUUCUUUCUGAAGAGAAUCAAAAGAGAAUAAAGCAGAGUCACGUGUAGCUUAGCUUAUUUCUACAAAAACUCUAGGUCCUGAAUCCUGAGCCAUGAUUGGCUACUAGCCUCGUCAGAGGCAGCACAAUAUAAGACACGCCGGUAUCUAAGACGUAGUUUGUAUUUGGGGUGAAAAGGGUUUGAGCUGUCUUCUUGUGUGUAGAACUCCUUUGCUUUCAACCAAGUCCACAAUGUGCAGUUUUUGUUUACGCCAUCGUGCUAGUUAACGGUACGCUGGUUGACCUGGAGUUCAGUUUAGUUCUUAAAAAUGUAUAUAUUGCAUUCUUGUUAGCUUUGUAAAAUCCGACCUGCUAAAUCUGAUUGUGAACACGGUCUCAUUAAAGCUGAAUAUGAGCUCA